Molecule: messenger RNA, 979 nt
Organism: Colletotrichum acutatum
Lineage: Eukaryota; Fungi; Ascomycota; Sordariomycetes; Glomerellales; Glomerellaceae
Exons: 2
Coding region: 100-771 (223 amino acids)
Source: RefSeq, a predicted model, not a curated record
AUAACCUAAAGACCUAGAGGGGCUCUUAUCAUGAAGGAUAUCCGGAUAGCAACCAAGGCUUUCCCCUCACGAACCGUCAAGGUCCCCGGUCUCUAGUUGAUGGCCGCCUUCUCGUCAGCAUCGGACCUUCGUCCGAUCCCGCGAUGUUCUUGUUCCGCCGCUGCCGUUCGCCAAGGAGACACCAAUCCUCUGAUCCUCAUAGCACCAACAGACGAGCAAGGUUCCGAAAAAGCAAUAUCUUGUGCGAUUCUACGAAAGGCUUGCGCUAAUAGGCCAGCCGGCCAAUUCGGUCGGCAUGGUGUCAGCUCGGAUGUUUUGGAAUGCUCUCCCGGCGCGCCCAACUCUCAAGUCCCAACUCAAUUCAGGGUUCUGCUUCUCCAAAAACCAGGCACAGGGAACAAGCAUUCUGCAAAUGGCGCGAGCACCUCUAACGACAGCAAACAUCGCGGAGAGUGGAGAAAAUCCUCUCAACUCCAUGUGCGGCGUGUUCGUAGAGCAAACACGCAGCUUCGAGUUAUCACGCAUUAUCUUCAUCCGGAUGUCUUCCCCGGUCUCGCUGCUCGCUACAAUAUACUGUGCGUAGUGGCUUUCCAUACCCAUGACCACGAACCAACACGCAUGAUCUGCGGCGCUGCCUGGUGGGACGAACGCGAUGUCUCCUUGAGAAACGACGAUAUUGGGCACAACGCCACAAGACCCGCUGCGAAAUGGACCAAACUGUCGGUUAAUAGUCAACAACCACGGCCGAAGAGCAAUUUGUCUUGGUGCUAGUGUCCGGCCCGUCUCCUAGCCACUGCCACCAUCGAUCUUUCUGCAACGACUAAACGCCACCCGCACUCCUGAUAUUUGGGAGAAAAUGGCAGAGGCGUUUGAACAUGACAUCGACCAUUUCCGCAGCCUCAUCAGCCGGGAGGACGUGGGAUAGCAACCGUCAACAACGCCACGUUGAACUCUCUUCGCCGUCCGGGUCAAGCCAUAC